UGGUAAAACCUGCAAAGGUCAUGGAUACUGGCUUCGCUACCCUUCUUCGCUUCGAUUAAAAGAAAAGAAAAAAAAGAAACUUUGUCCAAAAGAAUUUAUCAGAAUAAUGACUUAACUAAUCAAAUGCAACGUAACAAUAGUUGGAAGGCUGUGGAAGUGGCUGGAUGAAUACGUAAUUUGUUAUAAUAUCAACCAAUCACAUGUUGCCUUUAAUAUGUCAGCCCACAUGACAAAAUAAUAAUGGCUGACAACUACAAUGUCGGCUGGCGAUCACAAACAAUUGACAGAAACAGAUCCUUGGUUUUAUUCUGACACAGAUUUCGAUUCGAUCAGGAUGCUUAGGAGGUCUAAAAAUUGGUUACCCGGAGCUCUGUGGAAGCCCAAAAACCCCCAUUCCUUGGAACACCUCAAGUAUUUGUACAGUAUUUUAUGUAAAAAUCAAACAGUGACUGAAAAUAACCGGUGCCUGCUGGUGGAGACAUUGAGAUCUAUUUCUGAAAUACUUAUAUGGGGGGAUCAACAUGACAGUUCUGUGUUUGACUUUUUCUUGGAAAAGAACAUGCUGUCAUUUUUUCUACGUUAUCUACGUCAAAAAUGUGGUCGCUACAUCUGUGUCCAGUUGUUACAGACUUUAAAUAUUUUAUUUGAAAAUAUUAGUAAUGAAACCUCAUUGUACUAUUUACUCUCAAACAACCACAUCAACUCUAUCAUUGUUCAUAAAUUUGAUUUCUCAGAUGAAGAGGUGAUGGCCUACUAUAUUUCAUUCUUGAAAACAUUGUCUUUAAAACUAAACCGACAUACAAUUCACUUUUUCUACAAUGAGCAUACAAAUGAUUUUGCACUUUAUACAGAAGCCAUAAAAUUUUUCAAUCAGCAUGAGACUAUGGUCCGAAUUGCUGUCCGAACUAUUACUUUAAAUGUAUAUCGAGUAUAUCAUUGGAAGACAUUGUCAGUGGAUGAUAAAGCAAUGUUGAGAUAUAUUCGGGAUCGAACAGCAGCUCCUUAUUUUUCAAAUCUUGUUUGGUUUAUUGGUAACCAUAUCUUAGAUCUUGACUGUUGUGUACGCAAUGAUGCUGAUCACCAAAGUCGAGAUAGACUGGCUGACCUAGUUGCUGAACAUUUAGACCACUUGCACUACCUCAAUGAUAUUCUCUGUCUCAACAUAGACGAACUCAAUGAAGUGCUUGUUGAGCAUUUGCUGAAUCGAUUACUUAUUCCUCUUUAUGUGUACUCUUUGACAAAGAGGAAAAAGUACUCAAACAGACAGAAGUCUGUUGAAUCUCCCGUGAAAUGUUUGAAUCUAAAUGUUGCCAUGGACAAUUCAGAGAAGCCACAGCCAGAAGAAAGAAAACAUGUUAGUUCAGUGGUAUCAUUGUUUCUUUUGUCACAGGUGUUUCUUAUUAUUAGUCAUGCUCCUCUUGUUCGUCAACUGGCAGAAAUCAUAUUUCAAGGAAAUAUUUGUCUCACGAGAGUUGAUGCACGAGAGGAUUCUCCAAAAUUAAAAGUAAGAGAAUUCUCAGCUCCAGAAGAACCUUUAGAGAAAACCCUAGAAGUUAACCGUAUGAGGCGUUUUAGGGUAUUACAGAUGCCAAAUGCUGAUGGAGAAUUUGAAGUCAGUCAAGAAGGGAAUUCUACAUUUUAUAUACAAACAGAAGUGGCUGUUCAGGUGGAUGAUAUAUCUUCUCCUUCAACAGGCACAGAGGGGGAAGCCUUAAGCCCCAGCAGUGAAGCAAUAUCUGGGGACACAGAUAUCUCUAGUUCAAAUCAAAACUCUACGGAUGAAGAAAAAUUACUUAGUUCAUACGGCUUUGGCCAUAGAAGACGGCAUAGUGCCAGUGCUGAACAGAGGCAAGCAGAAUUCUCACUGGUCAACAGACCAUAUUUGGAAGCCAUAUUCAAUGCCUUAGAAUGCAAUGAAAAUGACUAUGAGACUUUAUUUGCUUUGUGUUUACUAUAUGCAAUGGGACACAAUGAAGAUGGACUCUACCGAAUACACCAAGGCCUUCUGGAUACUGUGCUAAUGCCAACAGAACGAUGUGAGACUAAAGAAUAUUAUAACAUAGCGUUAGUAGAAAAAUUGAUCAAGAUCAUCACUUUAGCCUGUCAGCCCUCUGCCAAAUUACGAUUAGCUACAUUAGAAUUAAGCAUAAAAUUAUUAAAACAAUUGGUAUACAGAAAUGGGCGAUCAUUUUUGCAAGACAGACACCUGGCGUGUGUUGAAAAUGCACGUGAAUGCAGUAACCAAUUGUUGCGUAACUUCUAUAAGAGUGAAGAGAUAUUUCUUGAUAUGUUUGAAGAUGAAUACAGAGAAAUGAUGGAGCGGCCUUUGAAUGUUGAGUACCUUACCAUGGAUGCUUCAAUUUUACUACCUCCCACAGGCACCCCUCUUACUGGCAUUGCCUUCAACAAAAGGCUUCCUUGUGGAGAGGUAGAGCGAGCUAGACGGGCUAUUCGAGUUUUCUUUUUGAUACGUGAUUUAUCACUGACUUUACUGAAAGAGGAGGAAAUUCAUUUACCUUUGACCAAAGAGCAUGAAUGCAUCAAGACUAAUGAAAUACGUGAUCUUAAUAACAGUGAUCUCAUUGCCUGUACUGUUGUUACAAAAGAAAGGAAACAAGAACGACGCUUUCUUGUUAUUGACAGCAAGCAGUUGAUUCUUGUAGAACCUGAUGCCAAACGAUUAGGUUGGGGUGUGGUUCGAUUUGUAGGUUUUCUCCAGGAUGUCGAAGUCUCAGGUGACAAAGACGACAGCCGUUCUCUACAUAUCACCGUGCAUAAACAGUCAUUGUCAGCACAUUCAAGGCCUGUUCCUCUUCUAUCAGCACGUUUUAUCUUUGAUGACCAUAUUCGUUGUAUGGCAGCAAAACAACGUCUUAGUAAAGGAAGAAUAAAAGCUCGACAACAAAAAAUGCAGAAAAUUGAACGACUUUUAGAUAUCCGGACACAAAGUAAUUCUGGUACCAUUUAUCCAAAUGCCAGUGGCACACGUACUGGAGCUAUCCCAGGGAGAACAAGGCGAAGUCAUCCUGUGCGCACAUCUACGGCCAUUGGACAAAAUCAAGUACCAGUGUCCCCUAUUCCACGGAAAGGGUUAUCUCCAAGCAAAACAAGCCCAUUGUAUGCACAUAUGUCAAAUAAAGCAAGCAGUCAAGGAAAACAACCCAAUACCUUGGAAGUUAAUAAAAUUGCAUCUAAUGAUGUCGAGGAAGGGAUUGAUGCUGUAGCAUUCCAGAGUUUGAAUCAACCAUGUGACAGUAAAAAAACACAUCAUGUAGGGCAAAGCACUAAUCCCAUGAACAUACAAGAGAUUCCAUUGGAGGACUUAUCUCGUAAAGGCCGAAAAAGUAAAUCUGAAGGCGAGCGGCGGUCAUUUUCAUUUGGGGGUAGUCAUCGGUCAGAACACAGUAGGAGUCACUCACACAGCCCUCGUAGAAUACGAAGUGGUUCUAGUCCUGCAUCCUACUCUCCAGACCGUCGUAGCAGUCGUGUUCGGUCAGUGUCAUCAGACAAAAGUAAACAUGACAGAAAUAGUGACAGCCAUUCAACAAUCACACCUGGUUCCUGCUCUCAAAGUGGCUCACAGUCUUCAUCAGACAAUAGUCCAGAAUCUACUAAAACCUCCUUGAAAGAUCUGGCUAAACUGUUACAAUCCCCCAAAACUCUACGACCUGCAGAGGCUCCAACAUUGUCUCUUUUAGUAGAUGGAGAAAAAACUGAUCCGGGGAGUCCAACCCUGCUACCUCCAAUGGAGACACAUAUAGUGAAAGUGAAAGCAAACAGCUUUAAUGGUGCUGCCAGCGCCUCUUCAACAUCUGCAUCAGAUGAAGACAAUAGUGAAGAAGCUAUACGUAGCCCAAUUAUUGUGCCAAUGCGAGGAGUUAGCUCUCCUUCGGUACAGCUCACCCGUUUAGCCCAGAUAGUACAACAGCACUAUAAGUAUGCUGAUAACAACAACGAACAUGCACAGCUGGUGUUUUCUCCAGCAGAACCACCUGCUGAAAUUGGUCAGCCAGUUGAAGCAGAUGAUGUUUUGGACUCUCCGGUUAAUGGUGUCCCAUCAGCAGCACUUAGUGAUGUCACAAAACACUCAUCUCCAGUUAACAGUGUCCUGUCACCACCAUCCACUGAUAUUGUGGAACAGUCCACUUUGGGAUAAAAAAAUUCUAUUUAUUGUUGCUGAUAUGUUUGUGUAGUUCAGAAAAAAAAGAAGAAAAAACUAAUAAAAUUGAAAAAUUCCCUAACUCUUUGGACCAUUUUAAAAU
Molecule: messenger RNA, 4262 nt
Organism: Octopus sinensis (East Asian common octopus)
Lineage: Eukaryota; Metazoa; Mollusca; Cephalopoda; Octopoda; Octopodidae
Product: protein CLEC16A
Exons: 28
Coding region: 257-4156 (1299 amino acids)
Biological process (GO): regulation of autophagosome maturation; endosomal transport; endosome to lysosome transport
Cellular component (GO): late endosome; endolysosome membrane
Source: RefSeq, a predicted model, not a curated record